Amorphotheca resinae ATCC 22711 is the source of this 246-nucleotide messenger RNA. RefSeq lists its product as hypothetical. Gene Ontology annotation, cellular component: ribosome; cytosolic large ribosomal subunit. Lineage: Eukaryota; Fungi; Ascomycota; Leotiomycetes; Helotiales; Amorphothecaceae. The record is from RefSeq and is a predicted model, not a curated record. Gene Ontology annotation, biological process: translation; protein-RNA complex assembly. Gene Ontology annotation, molecular function: structural constituent of ribosome. The transcript has 3 exons. The coding region runs from base 1 to 246 and encodes 81 amino acids.
AUGCCUCGCGAAAUUUCCGACAUCAAGAACUUCAUCGAGAUUUGCAGACGCAAGGAUGCUUCAUCUGCUCGCAUAAAGCGCAGCAAGAAGACCACCCACAUCAAGUUCAAGGUCCGCUGCCAAAGACACCUGUACACUCUUGUCUUGAAGGAUGCCGAGAAGGCCGAGAAGCUGAAGCAAUCGCUUCCACCCAGUAUGUCUUCCUCUCCAUGGUGUAACUCCAGAGCAAGAGCUCGCAGAUUUUAG